ACAACGGGGCGGGGCUGCGGCCGCCAUCGCUGCCGCCGCCGCCGCCAUGCAGAGAGAGGAGAAGCAGCUGGAGCUGACCCUGGAGGCACUCAUCAGUCAGGUGGCUGACCUGAAGAACUCCUUGGUCAGUUUUAUCUACAAGCUAGAGAACGAGUAUGACCGACUCACAUGGCCUUCAGUUCUGGACAGCUUUGCACUGCUCUCAGGACAGCUGAACACCUUGAAUAAAGUGCUGAAGCACGAGAAGACCCCACUACUGAGGAACCAGGUGAUCAUCCCCCUCGUGCUGUCUCCAGACCGCGAUGAGGAGAUCAUGCGGCAGACGGAGGGGCGCGUGCCGGUGUUCAGCCAUGAAGUGGUGCCCGACCACCUCCGAACGAAGCCCGACCCUGAGGUGGAGGAGCAGGAGAAGCAGCUGAUCACAGAUGCAGCUCGAAUUAGCCCUGAUGCAGCACAGAAACAGAUCCAAAGUCUGAACAAAAUGUGCUCAAAUUUGCUGGAGAAAAUCAGUAAGGAGGAGCGUGAAUCUGAAAGUGGAGGUUUACGACAGAACAAGCAGACCUUCAACCCUGCAGAUACCAAUGCACUGGUGGCAGCUGUGGCCUUUGGGAAGGGGCUGUCCAACCGGAGACCUCCGGGCUCUGGGGCAUCUGUCCAGUCAGGCCAGCCAGGAGCUGGUGCCAUCAUUGCAGGUGCUUCAGGCAUGCAGCAGGUGCCAAUGACAGGUGCACCAGCUCAGCAGCAGCCAAUGCUGGCAGGAGUGCAGAUGGCACCAGCAGGACAGCCAGGAAAAAUGCCGAGUGGCAUAAAAACAAAUAUAAAAUCUGCCUCAAUGCAUCCAUAUCAGAGAUAAGUUGAGAUGAACCGGACCCUGGGGGAACAGCAACAUUGUUACUGCUGCAAGCCCCCCACCUGGAUUCCUUCUAGGACUUCCAAGUCCCUUCACAUAUCCACACACUAUAUCUGGGAAGACAGGGCUUGUAAGGCCCUUCCCUGGAUUUAAUUUAGUGCUUGGUGGCUUGUGUGGAGCUGCUGCUGGCCAUGUCUCCUGGACACAAGUACUUCUCUGUUCAGGCAGAGCAGAGGACUUUGCUUCUGGCAUUGAUGCCAUCUUCUCCAGCUCUGGCCUGGAGGAUAACUACCCUUUCCCAAUACAGAACCUGAAGAGCUGCACAGAGCUCCUUGUUUCUGCUUGUUCACUUGAUAUGUUCUUUCUUUAUUCCAUCUUGAUUAAUAAAGACCGUGUUAUGCUCA
Molecule: messenger RNA, 1254 nt
Organism: Prinia subflava (tawny-flanked prinia)
Lineage: Eukaryota; Metazoa; Chordata; Aves; Passeriformes; Cisticolidae
Gene: MED8
Product: mediator complex subunit 8
Exons: 7
Coding region: 47-853 (268 amino acids)
Biological process (GO): regulation of transcription by RNA polymerase II
Cellular component (GO): core mediator complex; mediator complex
Molecular function (GO): RNA polymerase II cis-regulatory region sequence-specific DNA binding; transcription coregulator activity
Source: RefSeq, a predicted model, not a curated record